Elephantulus edwardii (Cape elephant shrew) is the source of this 880-nucleotide messenger RNA. RefSeq names its product myosin, light chain 12B, regulatory (gene MYL12B). The transcript is spliced from 3 exons. Gene Ontology annotation, molecular function: calcium ion binding. The coding region runs from base 19 to 537 and encodes 172 amino acids. Lineage: Eukaryota; Metazoa; Chordata; Mammalia; Macroscelidea; Macroscelididae. The record is from RefSeq and is a predicted model, not a curated record. Gene Ontology annotation, cellular component: cytoplasm; myofibril; stress fiber.
CAGAAUUAAACAGCCACCAUGUCGAGCAAAAAGGCCAAGACCAAGACCACCAAGAAGCGCCCUCAGCGCGCAACAUCCAACGUGUUUGCCAUGUUUGAUCAGUCCCAGAUUCAGGAGUUCAAAGAGGCCUUCAACAUGAUUGACCAGAACAGAGAUGGCUUCAUUGACAAGGAAGACUUGCAUGAUAUGCUGGCCUCUCUAGGGAAGAACCCGACGGAUGCGUACCUGGAAGCCAUGAUGAAUGAGGCUCCAGGGCCCAUCAACUUCACCAUGUUCCUCACGAUGUUUGGGGAGAAGCUCAAUGGGACAGAUCCAGAGGAUGUCAUCAGAAAUGCUUUUGCCUGCUUUGAUGAAGAAGCAACAGGCACCAUUCAGGAAGACUAUCUGAGAGAGCUGCUGACCACCAUGGGGGACCGCUUUACGGACGAGGAAGUGGACGAGCUCUACAGAGAAGCUCCGAUCGACAAAAAGGGGAAUUUCAAUUACAUCGAGUUCACACGCAUCCUGAAACAUGGAGCAAAAGACAAGGAUGACUGAACAAACUUUAGCUGAAACCCUCUAAUUACCUUGAGUUUAUUCCCAAGACACUUUCUCCCCUCUCCCCCUUAGAACCUGUGCAUGCACGUAGCUUCACAGCUUUGCCUCUUAUCCUCUCCCUUGGAUGUAUUUAUUCCAGGCCUUUCUGCCACUAGCAUCUGUAUAAUCAGGAUGGGAAUGGGGAUGAGGAUGUAAAUUGUAUUGAAAAACAGAUUAUGAAUAAAAAUCAACAAAUGUGAAAUCCCAGGAAAAUAUAUCCGUAUUUCUGGUUUUGCUGGAUUUUUACAUUUUUAUAUAAUAAAAAUGCUAUUUUGAAGUAAAGAUAUUCUGACUCAAAUGGAAU